UUUGCCCUGGGUGACACCGCCAGUCCCUUUUGAUCAGCACACCGCCAUAUCGCUCACAUGUCCCUAUAUCUUGCACACUCAAGGAACAUACAGUACUUUAGGUGACAAUCUACCCCGGUAGACCAUGACACACGGAUGAUGGUCGGAAUGGUUUUCUCGUGACAGUGCAGAGCUCAACUCGUCUUAGCAGCUACCGACUAGACUAGACUGACUGACUUGGACCAGCGCCGUCGGCAUGGAUCCACCAUGUACAAACACGGAGGCAGAAAAGGCCAGACUGAUAACAUAUGAAGAACCAGUGUCACGCUACGACAGUGUUAGCCUGUCCGAUCCCGAUCCGGAGUCUGUCCACAUUCAGGUGCCGGAGAAACAGGAGAGACACCUAGCGAACGGUCCAACCUCGCAGAAUCCGGUACGCCGCCGCCGAAAACUCACACUCGUGGCUCUGGCGACCAUGAACUUCGCCGCGUGCACGUGUUAUGCCAUCCCGGCUCCAUUCUUUCCUGGAGAGGCCCAGAGCAGAGGAGUUAGCGACACCGCUGUAGGACUCGUGUUCGGAACCUACGCUUUCUUCUGUAUGGUUACGGGUCCGAUCUACGGAAAAUACAUCAACCUUAUCGGGGCAAAGUUCAUGUUAAUAGCAGGGAUGUUCGUGUCAGGGAGCUGCUCAGUUCUGUUCGGCAUGCUGGACUACAUGGAAGGGACAGUUUUCCUGGCGUUCUGUUUCCUCAUCAGAGGUAUGGAGGCUGUGGGCGUGUCCGCCUGCUACACGGCCAGCUUCGCCAUCAUGGCCAAGGAGUUUCCGGACAACGUGGCGACGGUGUUGGGUACUCUGGAGAUAUUUACGGGUGCAGGAAUGAUGAUCGGCCCACCUGUUGGAGGAGCUCUAUAUUCGCUUGGUGGGUACAAAGUGCCGUUCUUGGUCGUUGGUGGCUUCAUGUUGAUCUGUGCGGUGUUCAUGCCGUUUAUAUUACCGACACAGUUAGAUCGCGACGACGUCACAGAGGAAACUGCAUCGCUAGUGGCGCUGCUGAAAAUUCCAUCGACAUACGUAUCAAGUUUGGCGAUCGUGACAUGUGCGGCAGUCUAUGCAUUUCUGGAGCCGACACUCCAACCCUAUUUAAACCUGAAGUUUGACAUGACGGAGGCGCAGGUGGGUCUGAUCUUCCUGCUGAGCGUGGGUCUGUACACCCUGUCUGCGCCGCUGUGGGGAUGGCUGACGGACAGGGGGCUAUUUCCGCGGCUCACCAUGGUCCUCGGACUGCUGUUCACUGCAGCGUCCUAUUUGUUAAUUGGCCCGUCUCCUCUUUUAGAAGGCAUCUUUGUGACGGGAGACGCGCUGUGGAUGGUGCUGGUGGGGCUGGGGUUAUCCGGGGUCAGCCUGGGCGCCGCACUCGUCCCAACCUUCUCUGAACUCCUGAUAUCGGCAAGAGAGGCUGGUUUAGAAGAGGACAGUCUGGCGACAUACGGCCUGGUGUCGGGGGUGUACAACUGUAUGUACUCUUUAGGGGAGUUCAUUGGUCCGACACUUGGCGGCUUCCUUGACGACCAGUAUCAGUUCCCAAUCGCGUCAACUGCCACUGCUGGAUUUGGAGGAGUUGUUGUCAUAGGGAUGUCAUUUUUCUAUCUCUGCGAAAGCCGGUCGCGGAAAGAGUCACCCAGUUCCCAAGACGACGCCAGUAGUAGCCGUUAGCAUCAUUUUAUCAGACAUUUGCUGCAGAAGGUGGUGGUUAUUAUCAGGUGGUCGUGUACGUGUAGCUGCAUGCGUUCAUCAUCUCUGCCAGAGGUCGCUGCUUCAGUAUGACGUAAUACGUAAUAUGAGCAGCUGGAUUGACUAUCUUAGCAAUUGUUUCGGAGGUUCCAAACUGCAACGGCGUUGUACUAUAUCUAUAACAUUGCCUCUAUUUUUCCAUGUGACAUUUGAGUCAAGCUGUAUCGAUAGGUUUCUCAGCUAUGUGUUAUCACUUCGAAAGUACAGUGCUGUACUGGGUUGUUUUAGACAAAUAACGCUAGCCACACGCGUCGAGGUACGCCCAUCAUGGCACCAUCAUCGGUGAACUAAAGUACGGGGUCUCUUGAUAGUGUUUGCUAGGUAAACCUACAGCUAGUGAUACCCUGCGUCUAAAGUACGAAACUCGAAAUCUCCCAACAACAGUGUUAAACGUGAGUCAGUACACGCAAUUUAAACGGUUCACUUGACACCAAACGACAGGUCCCUUUGCAGUAACUUUCCAACUCACUGAAAGUCCUAAGCUUGGCAUACAGCCAAACAUCUAGUCCAUUCUUUUCUCUGUUAGGACAACUGACGGGCAAAUAUUUGCCAUUAAAAUCAAUACGUAAAGGUGUUGCCGUCUGAGUACUUUCUGCAGUUGUACUU
Messenger RNA from Branchiostoma belcheri (Belcher's lancelet), 2377 nucleotides. RefSeq names its product MFS-type transporter SLC18B1-like. The transcript is spliced from 16 exons. The record is from RefSeq and is a predicted model, not a curated record. NCBI's taxonomy places the organism in Eukaryota, Metazoa, Chordata, Leptocardii, Amphioxiformes, Branchiostomatidae. Gene Ontology annotation, molecular function: transmembrane transporter activity. Gene Ontology annotation, biological process: transmembrane transport. The coding region runs from base 236 to 1693 and encodes 485 amino acids.